Molecule: messenger RNA, 1118 nt
Organism: Pseudomyrmex gracilis
Lineage: Eukaryota; Metazoa; Arthropoda; Insecta; Hymenoptera; Formicidae
Gene: CPR17
Product: endocuticle structural glycoprotein SgAbd-4-like
Exons: 2
Coding region: 252-710 (152 amino acids)
Cellular component (GO): chitin-based extracellular matrix
Molecular function (GO): structural constituent of chitin-based larval cuticle
Source: RefSeq, a predicted model, not a curated record
AAAGGUCGGCUGUGCCCCCAACGGUCCAAGAGUUGCUCGCGAACUUCACGCCGGCAACCAUCGGGAGAAGCGGUCGACGCUCCACACACAUGUGAUGCUGAUUGUGGUGUCUAUUUGUACUCGCUAACAUUCUCGUCAUUUGAACGCGUCGCACCACUUCGUUUAAAAAAAAGCUUCGCUUUGUCAGACGCGUGAGAAAAAGAACGUUUAUUUGAAAUAAAACGCGCGCGAUCGUCGUCCAAACCGGCAGCAUGCGUGUUCUGAUAUUAGCAGCUUUUGUCGGACUGGUUCACGGUCAAUACUUUCAGGAACCGGAAAAACUCGUGAGCUAUUCGCAGGAUCUCGGCGACACACGCGGACACUAUUCGUUUUCUUACGAAACCGAAGGCGGCAUAGUUCAGAAGGAAACCGGUAAACGCAAAUAUGCGGGCACCGCCGACGAGACGCAGCUGAUUCAGGGCUCGGUGCAGUACAACGCGCCCGACGGCACUCCCAUUGCCGUGAGCUGGACCGCGGACGAGUUCGGCACCCAGGUGUCCGGCACCCACAUUCCCACCCCGCCGCCGAUUCCGCCGGCGAUUCAGCGCGCUCUCGAAUGGAUCGCCAAGCAGCCGAGCACGCCGGAACCGAUCGAGAAAGAUAAUCCGACACCGAACGCGGUCCCCCGGGACAAUCGUCAGUACAGAUUUUCCUCGAAUAAACGAAACUGAUACAACACUCGUAUCACUCGUAGCGCGCCAUCAAGUAGCGUUAACCGAGAACGUUAGUUAGUUUUUAGCCAGCACCACUGCCUGUCUCCUUCCUACGUCGCUCCUAUAUAUUAUGUUAUAUUUAAUAAACUUUUGUAUUUUUAUAAAAAUUGCUCAGAUGUUUUAAUGCCGAUUUAAUGAAAUUCAAGUUUUUUCAAUGUGCCGAUUUAAUGUAAACUGUUUUUUUUUAGGAAGAGUUGCGCCGCUUUUACAGUAGAAAAGUGAUAUCGAUUAAGAACAAGUGACUUUUUAUCUUCUAGGAAGCGAUUUGUUUGCUCGUUUGCGCUUCGAAUAAUUUAUACAUGAUCUCACAAUUUUCACCGCAAAACGUCUCAAAAUACACAGAUUUUUUAUUAUUACAAACCGUCA